AUGGCACACCACGGAGGGGCAACUAUCUCGAGCGAUCACGACAUGGAGAAGGGUCUGCACAGGACGGACACGAGCGUGACGAUGCCUCCGGAGCUGUUCGAGAAGCUAUAUCUCACCCCGAAGGUUCCCAUGCACAGCGACUACAACAGGCGAUUCGCCAACCCGACAGCACUGGGCUUUGUGGGAUUCGUGAUAUCGACCUUUACGUUCGCAAUGGUGCUCAUGGGAUGGGGCGGUGCCGAGGGGGCGUCACCCGUCGUGGGCAUAUUCUUCUUCGUCGGGCCUGUGCUGUUGACGUUUGCCAUGGUGUUUGAGUGGAUUAUGGGCAACUUCUUCCCAACGUGUAUCUCUACCGGUCGACGACCUCGCGACGACCUGCCUUCCGGGGUUCCCGACAACAAGCUGUCCAACUCCCGCGCACUGUUCCUCGAGACACAUGAAAGCAGUCUAGCUUGA
Messenger RNA from Anthostomella pinea, 456 nucleotides. The record is from the annotation of a GenBank genome assembly. Lineage: Eukaryota; Fungi; Ascomycota; Sordariomycetes; Xylariales; Xylariaceae.